Populus nigra (black poplar) is the source of this 3262-nucleotide messenger RNA. Its product is annotated as ubiquitin carboxyl-terminal hydrolase 8. Gene Ontology annotation, biological process: protein deubiquitination. The record is from RefSeq and is a predicted model, not a curated record. Gene Ontology annotation, molecular function: cysteine-type deubiquitinase activity. Lineage: Eukaryota; Viridiplantae; Streptophyta; Magnoliopsida; Malpighiales; Salicaceae. The transcript has 13 exons. Bases 194 to 2848 code for a protein of 884 amino acids.
UGAAUCCUCUUCACAGAAAAAAGCUCCAGCUCUCUCCCGGCAAAAUCCACUACCGCUAUAUGCUCUUCGUCUGUCUUUGUCUAUUACCAAAAAGAGAUUAAAAAAAAAUGAUUUGCAUUGCAUUACUCUCUUUUAUCCAUUUUUAAAAUCACUCAAAUCUCUCUCUUUCUCUUUCCCUCUCUCUCUCUUUCCAAUGGAGAACGGUCUCUCUGAAGAUCUCUCCGAUUCAACUCAGUUACCCGAAUCAGACAACGACCAGCGAGUCUACUUUGUUCCAUACAGGUGGUGGAAGGAUGCACAAGAUGCAACGACGUCGGAUGAAUCAGAUGGGAAUAGAGGGGUUCUGUUUAUGGCAACUCCACCUUCAUCGUAUGCAGGUCCUAUGAAGCUUAUAAAUAGCAUCUUCAAUCCAGAACUUGCGUUUAAUUUGAGGAGAGAAGAGAAUUCUUUGCAGAAUGGUGAAAGUGGUGAAGUGGGUAUCUCCGGGCGGGAUUUUGCAUUGGUUUCGGGAGAAAUGUGGUUGCAGGCACUUAAAUGGCACAGUGACACUAAAGUUGCAGCAAAGUGUGGAAAAACCUUUUCAGCUGCAGAAGAUGACAUGUCAGAUGUCUACCCUUUACAACUCAGGCUUUCUGUAUUGCGAGAGACAAAUUCAUUAGGAGUAAAAGUUAUCAAAAAGGACAAUGUAACUGAGCUUUUCAGAAGAGCCUGCAAGAUUUUCAGUCUUGAUUCUGAGAUGCUUCGCAUCUGGGACUUUUCGGGGCAGACGGCUCUUUUUUUCAUAAAUGACAAAACUAAGUUCCCGAAGGACUGUCAGCAGCAGUCUGAUCAGGAGCUUCUCCUGGAGUUGCAAAUUUAUGGAUUAUCUGAUAGCAUUAAGUGCAGAGAAGGGAAGAAAGCUGAUAUGGCUGUACAAAAUUAUAACGGAAUACAUUCUUCUGGAACUUCAACUGCUAUGAAUGGAAAUGCAGGCAAUACAAGCACCAGUAUUUUCCGCAGCAAUUCUUCAGCGUUUUUCGGCAGAUCUGGAGAAGCUGGUUCCUUGGGAUUGACAGGAUUACAGAAUCUUGGAAAUACUUGCUUCAUGAAUAGUGCCAUUCAGUGCUUAGCACACACACCAAAGCUUGUAGACUAUUUUCUUGGAGAUUAUGGUAGAGAAGUAAACCACAAGAACCCUUUGGGGAUGAAUGGCGAGAUUGCCUUAGCUUUCGGGGAUUUGUUAAGGAGAUUGUGGGCUCCUGGAGCAACUCCCGUGGCUCCAAGAACAUUCAAGUCAAAGCUUGCUCGUUUUGCUCCUCAAUUCAGUGGCUUUAAUCAGCAUGAUUCUCAGGAACUCCUUGCUUUUUUGUUGGAUGGGCUCCAUGAGGAUCUGAAUCGUGUGAAAUCCAAACCUUAUGUAGAAGCCAAAGAUGAGGAGAGUCGGCCAGAUGAAGAAGUAGCUGAUGAAUAUUGGCAGAAUCAUGUGGCUCGCAAUGACUCUGUUAUUGUCGAUGUUUGCCAGGGUCAAUAUAAAUCAACUCUAGUUUGUCCUGAUUGCAGAAAGGUUUCUGUUACAUUUGAUCCAUUUAUGUACCUAUCACUACCUCUACCGUCAACAAAUACCCGGACUAUGACUUUGACAGUUGUUAGUGCCGAUGGCAGUAUUCCACCAUCUUCAUACACCAUUUCUGUGCCGAAGUUUGGAAAAUGUGAAGAUCUUAUCCAGGCUCUAAGCAUUGCAUGUUCUUUAGGGAUUGAUGAGACCCUAUUGGUGGCGGAGGUAUACAACAAUCGCAUUAUACGAUUUCUAGAGGAGCCAGCAGAUUAUUUGUCCUUAAUCAGAGAUAAUGACCGCUUGGUUGCUUAUCGGUUAAAAAAAGAUUUUGACAAUUCUCCCUUGGUUGUUUUUAUGCAUCAGCACAUGGAGGAGCAUUACUUCCAUGGGAAACUUACUUCAAGUUGGAAGGCAUUUGGAAUCCCUCUAGUAGGGAAUGUCCACAAUUUUGUCACUGGGUCUGACAUUCAUAAUCUAUAUCUGCAAUUGGUUGCUCCAUUUCGGAUACCUCCUGAUGGUACCUUGGAUAAUGACUUGGACAGCACUACAAUUGAAGAAGUGGAAGGGAUGGUGGAUAACACCGGUUCCUCUCCUGAUGGGGAUGCAAAACCCUGUAGUGCAAAAGGGGUUGAGUUACCAUCAGAUUCUGAACUACAGUUUUAUUUAACAGAUGAGAAGGGAAUGGUCAAGGAUGAAAAUAUAGUAAUGAAUGAGCCUGUACCAAAGAUAGGAUUACACAAGCGGUUUAACGUGCUUGUUUGUUGGCCAGAAAAACUGACUAAACAGUAUGACACAAGCCUUCUUAGCUCAUUGCCUGAGAUUUUCAAGUCUGGAUUUUUUGCAAAGAGACCUCAGGAAUCUGUUUCUCUAUACAACUGCCUAGAAGCAUUUUUAAAGGAGGAACCUCUUGGACCAGAAGACAUGUGGUACUGUCCAAGUUGCAAGCAGCAUCGUCAAGCCAGUAAAAAAUUAGAUCUCUGGAGACUGCCAGAGAUUCUGGUUAUUCAUUUAAAGAGAUUCUCGUAUACGCAUUCUGCAAAGAACAAGCUAGAGACAUAUGUUGACUUCCCUGUUGAUGAUCUUGAUUUGUCAACGCAUCUUUCCCACAAGAAUGGUCAGUUAUCCCAUCGUUACAUGCUUUAUGCUAUCAGUAAUCACUAUGGAAGCAUGGGAGGCGGUCACUACACAGCAUUUAUCCAUUAUGGGGGUGAUCAGUGGUAUGACUUUGACGAUAGUCAUGUUUCCCCAAUCAGCCAGGAGAAGAUAAAGACUUCUGCUGCAUAUGUUCUUUUCUACAGAAGAGUUUUGAAGUAGAGUUAUUAAUCUUGAGGAACAAUAUAGAAGCUAGACAUCAUUGUUGAAUCCGUUAGCAUUUUUGGCCUAUUAGUCUGUCUAACUAGUAUCAUAUCAAAGGGUCUCAUUCUUUUGUUUUUUUCCCCAUAAUUUAUUUCAAAGCAGCUAAGAGUUUCCAGCAUAGAUUAUAGCAUAAAGUAGGUCAGCAGCAGAUGACAGUGAAGCAUACUGAAAAGGGAGUUUAAUGAAUACCUGUGACCAUCAGUGAGUUUUGUCAACGGUUUAUUUCAAGUUGUUAACCUCUCCAAAGAGGGUUUUCUUCCCUUUUUUUUCUUUCUUUCCAACUUUCAUGUAACUUUCCCAUUACUAGUGAUCAGAAAUAUUGAUUAUUUAAUUGGAAAAUUCUUGGUUAUCAAUUGAAAUUUGAUUUCAGAA